Hordeum vulgare subsp. vulgare (domesticated barley) is the source of this 897-nucleotide messenger RNA. RefSeq lists its product as uncharacterized. The record is from RefSeq and is a predicted model, not a curated record. The transcript has 3 exons. NCBI's taxonomy places the organism in Eukaryota, Viridiplantae, Streptophyta, Magnoliopsida, Poales, Poaceae.
AUGUGUUUAGUUUUAUUAGGAAGUGAGGCAGCAGGAUGGGCUCCUGGCCCAUCUUCCUUCUCCUGGUGCGUCAAGCCCACCACUCCUUCUUCCUACGUCACCUCCUGUACGAACCAGGGGAUCACCAUUGAUCUCCUAUGUGCGUGCCCGAGCCUCGCGACCCCGCUGCCUCGCGCUCUAGGCGAAGGCCGGUGGAGCGACCCCGCGCUGCGUGGAGCUGCUCCAGGUCAGCUCCUCCCGAUUGAUCUGAUGCUUGGGGCGGCAGGCAACUCCGCGCCACCAGUAGCAGCACCAGGCGCCGGAGCCGCGUCCUCCUUUGUUGUGUUCGCGCCGCAGCGGCAGCACGACCCGAGCCCAGUUGCAGGUGUCCCGUUCCUCUCUCUUCUCCUCCCUCUCUGUCUUUCCUUCUCCUUAUUUCUCUCCCUCUUCUCUCUGCUUGACGAGGAGACCGAUCCAUGGAGAGGCCAGUGCAGCCCCGUCCUUGGAGCUUCACCUUCGUGGGAGGAAGUUGCAGCCUCGCCUCCAACCAGGGACACCAUCCAUGCCAUUCCCAACCAGCAAGUUCCCAGCGCCACCCUCCUUCCCGGUCUUCCUCGCCCGCCUCUGAAUCCGAUGGCCGCUGAACUCUGAACCCCGAUGUGAGCAACCCCCAGUUCGCAAGCGUGUCAGAAUGUGAGGACCCGUUCGACUAUGUUGGUUCGCCGGCUCCACGGAGUUGUUCUUAUUCCAAGCGAGAUCUCAGGCAAGAUGACCAUUUCCCCAGAUACUAUUACUAUGAUUAGCACGCUAGUUUUAUCGCUUCUAUCGAUUAUGUCUCGUUGCCUACCACAUGUUAAAUAUCAGCCUCUCUACAAUGCCAUGAUAACCUUCAACCUGUUCGACCUAGCAAACCACUGA